AUGGCGAAACACCACCCAGACUUAAUCAUGUGCCGAAAAAUGCCCGGCAUUGCCAUCGGUCGGCUCUGCGAAAAGUGCGACGGAAAAUGCGUGAUUUGCGAUUCCUACGUCCGCCCUUCGACGCUCGUGAGAGUGUGCGACGAGUGCAAUUACGGCUCCAAUCAAGGAAGGUGCGUCAUAUGCAGCGCAGUUGGGGUCUCGGACGCGUAUUACUGCCAAGGGUGCGUGAUACAGGAGAAGGACAGGGACGGGUGUCCAAAGAUUAUAAACUUAGGGAGCGCCAAGACGGACUUGUUUUACCACAAGAAAGCCGCCGGGGAGAUAACGGGGGGAGGGGGGAGGACGUAUUAA
Molecule: messenger RNA, 351 nt
Organism: Bathycoccus prasinos
Lineage: Eukaryota; Viridiplantae; Chlorophyta; Mamiellophyceae; Mamiellales; Bathycoccaceae
Exons: 1
Coding region: 1-351 (116 amino acids)
Biological process (GO): mRNA splicing, via spliceosome
Cellular component (GO): U2 snRNP; catalytic step 2 spliceosome; precatalytic spliceosome
Source: RefSeq, a predicted model, not a curated record